AAAGGUUUAACUGAUAAUUUUGGUGAUGAUAAGCCCAAAUGAUUAUAAAUGAAUUUUGUAAAUGUUUCAAUUAAGAAGAACAGUUGUAAAUAACAUAUUUCAAAGGUUUAAUAUCAUAUCAAAUUCGUCAUUGCAUAUUAGAAAAUAUACAAUGGGUCGACUUGAAGGAAAAAAUGUAUUAAUUACGGGAGCUUCCGCCGGUAUUGGUGAAGCAUGUGCUAAAGAAUUCGCUAAGGCCGGAUCAAAUUUGAUUCUUACAGCUAGAAGAAUUGAACGACUUGAAAAACUUCGUAAUGAAUUUUCCCAAAAAUAUCCUUCAAUCAAAAUUUUCACACAUCAAUUAGAUGUUCGUGAGAAAGCAAAAGUUGAUCAAUUAGUUGGUGCUUUACCAUCAGAUCUGAAAAAUAUUGAUGUGCUUGUUAAUAAUGCUGGGCUCGUUAUUGGAAUUGAUAAGAUUGAAAAUGUUACAGCUGAAGCAAUUGAUACUAUGAUUGAUACAAAUGUUAAGGGAUUGUUAAAUGUAACCCAAGCAAUCCUUCCUAUAAUGAAAGAACGUCAAAAAGGGCAUAUAAUUAAUAUUGGAUCAGUUUCAGGACAACAAGUUUAUACCAAUGGAGGUGUAUACUGUGCUUCAAAACACGCGGUUGAUGCAAUUUCAAGAACCUUGCUUCUUGAAUUGGUUGAUACUCCAAUUAGAGUAACGCAAAUUAAUCCAGGAAUGGUUGAAACUGAAUUCUCUGUAAUUCGAUUUGGUGGAGAUAAAACUAGAGCUGACAAAGUUUACGAAGGCUUGCAACCUUUAACCGGUGAAGAUAUUGCCGAGACCAUUGUUUUUGCCGCAUCAAGACCUGAUCAUGUAAACAUCGCUGAUAUAUUGAUUUAUCCAGUUAAUCAGGGAGCAGUUACGACCGUUCAUAGACCACUUUUAAAUAAAUGAUUAAAGAAAUCAUCUUUGAAAAAGAAUAUUUGGAAUAUUUGAAAAUUGAAAUAUAUAUUUUUUAAAAAAAGUUUUCGAUAAAUGAUUUGAUUAACGAU
This is a messenger RNA of Rhizophagus irregularis DAOM 181602=DAOM 197198, 1035 nucleotides long. RefSeq lists its product as uncharacterized. Gene Ontology annotation, molecular function: oxidoreductase activity. NCBI's taxonomy places the organism in Eukaryota, Fungi, Glomeromycota, Glomeromycetes, Glomerales, Glomeraceae. The record is from RefSeq and is a predicted model, not a curated record. Gene Ontology annotation, cellular component: cytosol.